Molecule: messenger RNA, 4135 nt
Organism: Eupeodes corollae
Lineage: Eukaryota; Metazoa; Arthropoda; Insecta; Diptera; Syrphidae
Gene: Cip4
Product: formin-binding protein 1-like
Exons: 12
Coding region: 1465-3396 (643 amino acids)
Biological process (GO): signal transduction
Molecular function (GO): protein binding
Source: RefSeq, a predicted model, not a curated record
GUCGUCAGUUUACUGAGUGAAUCGAAUCGAGGCACAGUGGUGGUUGCAAUUCGUCGUCUCCAAUCGACUUGUAAUUUAUUUAUUUAUCCGUCGCGGAUCAAAGGAAUUUUCCCUCAAUAAAACAACAAAAACGAAAAGAAAAUCAAAACUGCAAUCAAACUUGUGUGAAACAAAUUAAGGAAUAACAUAACAAAUUAAUAAAUGUACAUAGUUUUAGGAGAAUCCUUCAAUUUUUGUUUAAACAACCAUCCACCUGAGUGAAAAAAGUUUAAAAAGAAAAAUAAAAAUAAAUGGGGGUGCGAUGGAACAUGACAACGAUCAAUGAGAAUUAAAUGAGUGCAUUUUUCGUCUAUUUUCUUUAUAUCCUUCGCCGUUGUCGUCGUCAUCGUCAUCGGGCUGAAAACCCGGGUUUUUCUCCUGCUAUUUCCCUUUUUGCCCAAAACCUAAAGCCCAACCUCUGCCCCUCCCAUCUUUGAUGGUCAAAGAGGGUUAACACAACAACAAAGUUUAAAGUAAAAAGUCUCGACACUCGUAGUCGUAGUGAGCUCAGAAAUUAACUUACAAAUAAAAGCCCCACAAAUUUAGAAAAAUUCACGGAAGCAAGAAAAUCAGCAACACAAAAAUAAAGUGAAAAAAUUUUCAGUGAGUCGAAUUGAUUCGGAAAAUAGAGUAUCAAGAAAAAUCUAAUUAAAAUCUGUGCGUAUUUUCCAAGUGAAUAAAAUAUCGUUAAUAAUUUAGUCAAAAAGUGAAUUAAAAAGAAAAUAAAAAAUCUGAUUCUGGUUUUUCUUUUUUCCUGCACCAAAACCAACACAACAACGUCUCGUUGUCUUUUGUGUUUUUAUUUCUCUUCUAUUCUUCUCCGUCUUUCUGCACAUCACAUUCGGAUUCGGAUCUUUGUGUUUUUUUUUUAUUGUUGUUGCUUUUCAAUUAUUUUCCAUCAUUUUUUUGAAUCUUGAAUUCUUACUUACGAUUUACGAAAACGACGAGAAAACGCGAGAACGACAAAACAAGAAUAUAAAAAUAAAGAGCAAGUAACGAGUAAAUAAAAAUAAUAAUAAAAUAAAAAAGAAUCACCUGCGCCAUAUUAUCCCUCAUCCUCGAGACUUGGUCGACUUUGACUUCGACUUGGAGUUCGUGUUCGUAGUUCGUAGUUCGUUCUUCGUUCCUUUUUCCUGUUCACUUCACUCAGUUCGUUGGUUAGGUUACGUGUGUGGAUAUAUUUUUUUUUAUCUUCUGGAACCACGACGACGAAGUCUACGUAGACUUCAAGUUCCUGUUCCACAGAAAUCGACGAAGUUCUCUCGUCGUCAACGUUAAACGACGAGGACGAGGAAGAAGGAUUUUCCUGUGCAAGUUGGUCUUCCUCUUUGUGAUUAUUCUCCUCGCUAAGAGCAGCAGCAGGAGCAGCAGCAUAUUCUGGGAUUUUGCGGCACAGCCACAACAGCAGAGGAACGUGCAUUCAAAAUGAGUUGGGGUACUGAACUUUGGGAUCAGUACGACAACUUAUCGAUACACACAAAUAAAGGUAUUGAUUUUUUAGACAAAUAUGGAAACUUCGUGCGUGAAAGACUUGCGAUAGAAAGUGAUUAUGCGGCGAAAUUAAGGCGACUUGUGAAAAAUUACCAACCUAAGAAGAAAGAAAAAGAUGAAGAGGAAAAUGAAUUCUCAUCAUGGCAGGCAUUUCGAAACGUGCUCAAAGAAAUCGGAGACUUGGCUGGUCAAAGAGAAGUUGUCGCAGAAUCGCUGCAACAAGAAAUUAUUCAUGGUAUUACAGUGCUGUCAAAAACGUUGCGAGAAGAUAGAAAAAAAUGCUUAACAGAUGGCACGCAUUUACAACAAAUCCUACAAUCACAAUUAGGAUCGCUGGAUCGAGCUAAGCGAACAUAUGAUAAAGCAUUUAAAGACUCAGAGAAGGCUGUUGAUAAUUAUAAAAAAGCCGAUAUGGAUUUAAACCUCAGCCGGGCUGAAGUUGAAAGAUAUAAAAAUAUAAUGACAUCAAAAAUUCAACAAUCAGACGAUGCUAAAAAUGAAUACGCAAAUCAAUUACAAAAAACAAAUAAUCUACAACAGCAACAUUUUAAUGUUCUGUUGCCAAAUGUAUUUAAUAAGUUACAAGAACUCGAUGAAAAACGGACCCGCGGUAUUCGAGAGUUUAUUGUUCGUUCAGCAGAUAUUGAAUCAGCUGUUGCACCCAUAAUUGCUAGUUGUUUGGAGGGUAUUGUGAAAGCUGGCGAGUCAAUUAACGAAAAACAAGAUUCAUUAAAAGUUAUAGAAAGGUAUCAGUCAGGUUUCACAAUACCAACAGAUAUACCAUUUGAGGAUCUGUCCAAAGCCAAUCCAGAUUCAUCCACGGAACAAAUAAAUAUUCGACCCCUAAAUAAUCAUUUCCAAACGAUUAAGGGAACAGUGACUGGGAGCAAAAAGAAAAAUCGUGGAAUUUUGGGGUCUAUAUUAUUUGGUAGUAAUAAGGAUUUGACUGAUAAAACGACUGAAAUUGUUCAAUUAAAUCAUAUGAAUCAUGAUUUAAAAACAUUAAACUCCUUUUUAACUAUGUGGAAAAUGUUUUCCAAAACAAAACAGUCAAAUUCCUUAUCUGCGGACGGCAUGAAGGAAGAUUUUAGUGAUUUACCACCAAAUCAACAACGCAAAAAGCUCCAAGCUAAAAUUGCAGAACUCCAACAAAAAAUCUCUCAAGAAACAGCCGCACGUGAUGGUCUCAUGAAAAUGAAAGUAGUUUAUGAAGCCAAUCCAUCGUUGGGUAAUCCAAUGACAAUUGAAGGUCAACUAAAUGCAUCCGAAACAAAUCUAACAAAUUUAAAUGAUGAUCUGAAGAAAUUCCAAGGAUACCUUGAGAAGGCGAACAGUGCGCAUGUGGCGAAUAAUAGUCCACAAGCGAAUCGAAUUUACCAUAAUGGUCAUAGAGUAUCGAGACAUUCCAAUGGAAGCACAGAAGAUAAUAACGAUGAUGGUGAAGAUCAGCAUGACGAUGCUGGAAGCUUAAGCAGGUCAGAUUCAGAGGAAAAUGUGGCGCAAAUUCAAAAUGGGCAUAAUAAUAAUAAUAACGGCAGUUCAGCAAGUCCUGAAAGCGGAUUGGGUACAUCGCACACAUCACUGCCGGGCUCAGGUCAAGGUAGUGCGAACGAGAAUGCAAUUGGGGAAGAUGCCUAUUUUGAAAAUGAAGCUGAAGCUCUUCAGCCCCUAGGAACGUGUAGAGCCCUGUAUCCAUUUGAAGCAUCAAGUGAAGGAAGCAUUCCCAUGAACGAAGGUGAAGAACUACAAGUUAUCGAAAUCGAUCAGGGUGAUGGUUGGACCCGAGUGCGGAGACUUAACGGUUCGAAUGGUUGGGAUGAGGGUUUCGUGCCAACUAGCUACAUUGAAUGCACACUAUAUGCUUAGAACGAAGUUUCCUUUUCUUUUCUCUCUUCCAAAGUUUCGAAUUACAUUUUAAAAAAUUCUGUUAAAUUUUCGGUGUUCUUUAACAAAAAACAAAAUAAAGAAGAAACUUAAAUUGUUUCUUGUGUGGCCUUGUAAACAACAGACUAAAAACAAAAAAGCUAAAUUCACAAAAACAUAACCCUUUAAACUUUUUUGAAAGAAGCCGAUAAACAAUGAUUAUGGCCAAGAGUGAUGAAUGAGUUUAAGUUAGUGUUUUUUUAAAAAGUAAUUUUUAACAAAAUGAAAAAGAAUGAGAAUGAAUGGGAAUAUGUGCAUAAAAUGGUGAUUUUAUUAUAAAAAAUAAAAUAACAAAAAUAAAAUAAAGUAUUUUUGUUUAAAAGCUGUGAAAAAGAAAUGAAGAGAAAGGAAACUCAAACACAACAUUUGUAUCUUUAUCAUUUUAAAAUCAAUUAACUGAAAGUUUAAAGUUUUGUUUUAAAUACAAAAAAAAAUAUAAAAGUAAAAAUUCUUGUCCAUUUUUAUAUUUUAUAAUAAUCGUGACUUUAAAAAACAUGCUAGGCAUAAUGCCUACAGACCUCGGGUGAGAAAUAAAAAUACAGCAAGAUUAUAAUAAACUAUGUAUACAAGAAAGUUUCAGUCAAAUCCUCCCUUUUUUGUUUAAAUAAUAAAAAAACAGAAAAUACAAAAUUAUCAGCAAUAAAAAAUAAAAUAAAAUUGCAAAUGAAUGAUAUAAACAAAA